AUGGAUACUAGUGUUGCGGGAGAAGUUACUGUUCAAGAUGACGAUGACGGUGGUCAACCGCGAAAACGUAUGCGUUUAGACAAUAGUAUUGAACAAAAUGUUGGAAUUCUUCAUUUUUUAUCGAAUCAUCUUGGCUUUGAUGGUCUUGUCAAAUAUCGAUAUUCCGAUUUUCUAGUCAAUGAAAUACGAUGUUCAGGAACAGUUGUUCAUUUGACAGAUUUGAAUAUUCCAAAAACAAAUAAUAACUCAAAUGUUGUAAAAACAGACGAUGAUGUUGUAAAUCUUAUUGAAAAUAAUUUAAUUGAAAAAUUAAAAUCAAUGUCUGAACUUAAACUAACAGAUUCAAUUUUCAUUCCAGUUGCUAAAUUAACAAAGGAAGAACGUACAACUAUUCAUCAAUACAUACGUUCAAUAGAUAUGAAUUUGAAAAGUGAAACGGUGAAUAGUAGUGAAAAAGAACCAUUGAUCAAAGUUACAUAUGAAAAUAUUGAUAGACAAAAUCGUACUCGUCGCCAAGAUAAUUGGCCUGAUAAGAGUAAACCAUAUUUAAAAUUUGUUUUAUAUAAAGAAAAUCGUGAUACGAUGGAUGCCAUUCAACAUAUAGCUAAAUUUUUAAAUAUUUCAACAUCCUUAUUUCAAUAUGCUGGUGUCAAAGAUAAACGAGGAAAAACAUGUCAAGAAAUAACGAUUCAUAGAUUUUGUGAUGAACAAUUACAACUUGGUCUUCUAAAAGGAAAUCGUUUUGAAGUUUUUAUAAGAAAUAUUAAAAAUUCAUCAAAUAUUGACAUUAUUAACUGUGUUGAAAAAUGGAUAGAAAAUGGUUUUAUUAAUUAUUUUGGUUUACAACGAUUUGGUUCUAGAAUGUUACAAACAUUUACAAUUGGAAAAUAUUUGAUUCGACGUGAUUGGUCAUUAGCAAUUGAUUCAAUAUUAGCCUAUGAUGAAUCAAUUAAACCGGAAUGGCUUCGUCAAAUAUUAGAUGUAUGGAAUAAAACGCAUGAUAUUGAAACUAUUUUAAAUGGACAUCAUGGUCGUCGUUCAAUUGAAAUUGAUCUAUUAAGAGGUAUUCAAAAUAAUGAUCGUACAAAUUUAGUUGGUGCACUAAGUUUUGUACCAAGAAAUACACGAUUACUCUAUUUACAUUCUUAUCAAUCAAAAAUAUGGAAUCAAAUUGUUUCUCGUCGAUUUUCAACAUAUAAUAAUCAAAUACUUGAUGGUGAUUUGUAUAGGAUGAAUGAUGAUAACAAUAAUAUUAAAAUUGUUGAUGAAACAAAUCGUAAUCAAGUCAAAUUAGAACAAUUGGUAUUACCAUUGCCUGGUUAUGAUGUCAUUUAUCCAAAAAAUGUUAUCUCUACAUGGUAUAAAGAUUUAUUAUUGGAAGAUGGAAUUGAUAUUAAUCAAUUUAAACAUCAAGUUAAAGAUUAUAGUUUGAGUGGAGAUUAUCGACAUUUUAUUGUUAAACCAGAAGAUGUUCAAUAUAAAUUAAUUAACUAUAAUAAUAUUGAUGAUGAUAUUUUACGAAGUGAUUAUGAUCGUUUAACAUCAGUUGAUUCACCAAUAACAGAUAAUAAUGGUCAAUUUUCUGGAUUAAAAAUAUCGUUUUCAUUGCCAAAAUCUUGUUAUGCUACAAUGGCAUUAAGAGAACUGUUACAUCGAAAUGAAUCUCAACUUCAAAAUGAACAUCAGGACAAAGAAACAAUAGUUGAAACUACAAAUUUAAUUGAUUGGAGAGAAAAUUUUGGUAUAUCACCAAAAGAGUUAGAUAUAUUAAUGCGAUCAAAAGAAGACGAAGCAUAUAAUCUUAUUUUGACGGAGCAUGGUGGUAUCAAACAUUUAUGCCAGAAAUUACAUUCAAAUUCAGAAAGAGGUUUAGAGAACGAUCCAGAAGAUUUACAAUUACGUCAGAUAGUUUAUGGGAAAAAUGAGAUCCCUCCGAAACCAGCUAAAUCUUUUCUCCGAUUAUGCUGGGAAGCUGCUCAAGAUCGUGUGUUAUUAAUACUAAUGAUCGCUGCUGUUGUGUCCAUUGUUUUAAGUAUAAUUCUUCUUCAUACACCUCAAGUGGAUGCCGACAGUUUUAGUGAUGAUAAUGAAUGGUUAGAUGGUGUUGCAAUAUGUCUAGCCAUAUUUAUUGUUAUAACGGUCACAGCACUGAAUGACUGGCAUAAAGAGAAACAAUUUCGAUCGUUACAAAAUCGUAUUGAUAAAGAUCACCUAACAACUGUUGUUCGAGCUGGAGAUCUGACAGAAAUUGUCUCAAAUCAACUUGUUGUUGGUGAUGUUUGUGUGAUUAAAUAUGGCGACAACUGUCCAGCUGAUGGAAUCGUAUUAUUUAGCACAAAUUUAGAAGUCGAUGAGUCAACAUUAACCGGAGAAACCGAUAUGAUCAGCAAGAGCACGAGAAAUCCAAUACUUUUGUCAGGUACACGUGUCAUGGAUGGAAAUGGAAAAAUGCUUGUAACUGCUGUGGGUCUCAAUUCACAGACAGGUAAAAUUAUGACAUUACUUGGAGCUGCUGAAAAAGAAGAUGAUGGUGAUGAAUCAGAAGCUGAUUCAAAACAAAUAAAUAUUCCGGCGAGAAAAGGACGAUCGGUAUUACAAGGAAAAUUGCUUCGACUUGCUAUACAAAUUAGUGUAGCCGGAAUAUCAACAGCUAUUCUCUGUUUCAUCUUACUCACAACACGAUAUUCUUUGAGAACAUAUCAUUUUGAGAAAAAAGCAUGGCAAAAUAGUCAGUUGCAACAAUUUGUGCGUAUUAUUGUACAAUCGCUUACAGUUAUUGUCGUUUGUGUACCCGAAGGUUUACCAUUAGCUGUGACAAUUGCACUGGCUUAUGCCGUUAGACAAAUGGUAUAUGAUAAUAAUUAUGUUCGGCAUUUACACGCAUGUGAAACAAUGGGCAAUGCUACAACAAUAUGUUCGGAUAAAACUGGUACAAUAACAACAAAUCGAAUGACAGCUGUUGAAUGUUUCUUUGCAGGCCAACAUAUUACACAAAUAUUGAAUGAUAGAAGUUUUAACUAUGACUUAACAGCAAUAUUGUUCGAAGCAAUAUCGAUUAAUAGCUCAUACACAUCAAAAAUUGAAGUACCGACACGAGAAAGUGAAUUGCCACGACAAUUAGGAAAUAAAACUGAAUGUGGAUUAUUAGGUUUAGUACAAACAUUCGGUGGACAUUAUAACCUAUUAAGACAAAAAUAUCCUGAAGAAGAUUUUAUCAAAGUUUAUUCGUUUAAUUCAAAGCGAAAAUUAAUGGCGACAGUUAUAAGAAGAGAAAAUACAUUUCGAUUAUUUGUCAAAGGUGCAUCGGAAGUGAUUUUAGACAAAUGUGAUUAUGUACUGGAUCAAAAUAAUACAUCAGUAGCAUUGAAUAGCGAUUUCAGCGAAUAUUUAGUAACAGUUAUUAAACAAAUGGCAUCACGAGGUCUAAGAACAAUAGCUGUUGCUUAUAGAGAUUUGGUUGUAUCAGAUGGUAGUAUACGUGGCAUUUUUAUUGUCUUAUAUAAAAUACAACAAGAUAAACUAGACAAAAUUUGGCCAAAACUUCGCGUAUUAGCAAGAUCAACGCCGGAAGAUAAAUUUAAUUUAGUUAAUGGAGAUGGUACGAAUGAUGGACCCGCACUUAAACGUGCCGAUGUUGGGUUUGCCAUGGGAAUCACAGGAACGGAUAUAGCAAAAGAAGCGAGUGAUAUUAUAUUAACUGAUGAUAAUUUUCAAAGUAUUGUGAAAGCAUUAAUAUGGGGAAGAAAUGUGUACGAUAGUAUUGCAAAAUUUUUACAAUUUCAAUUAACUGUUAAUGUAUCAGCUACCAUCUUGACACUUAUGUCUGCUGGAUUUAUUGGCGAAUUAGCACUAAAAGCAAUUCAAAUGUUAUGGGUUAAUCUUGUCAUGGAUACAUUGGCAUCAUUAGCAUUAGCAACCGAACCACCAUCAGAAGAUGUUUUGAGUCGUGUCUCGUAUGGAAGAACAAGAGCUCCACCUAUCCUCGAUGUUGAUAGUGUCACCAAAUUGUUACAAACUGAUCCCGUGGCAGCAAGACGACCAUCUGAACAUUUUACAAUUAUAUUUAAUACUUUUGUUCAAAUGACAUUGUUUAAUGAAAUCAAUGCUAGAAAACUACAUGGAGAAAAAAAUCUGAUCUCAUUUAUACCACCGGAACCGUUUUACAAUUUUCUGUCACCUAUUAUAAACUUUUUCAUGAGAUCUUGGCCAUAUUGUAAACUAUCACAUAAAGGAAUUGAAGAAAAUCUUACUGAAGGAAGUGAUGAUGAUGAAGUACAAAUUCCAUCCAAAGCACUCGAUCCUUGGCUAAGAGGAAUCGAGCGAAUUCGCGCACACUUAGAGUUUCUUGAAACAUUUGAGCGUACAAUGUUGAGAAAAGGUGCAACAAAUUCAAUAUCAAAUGACGUUAGUAGAGGCGAGAAAAUUUAA
Molecule: messenger RNA, 4428 nt
Organism: Didymodactylos carnosus
Lineage: Eukaryota; Metazoa; Rotifera; Eurotatoria; Philodinida; Philodinidae
Source: the annotation of a GenBank genome assembly